Chrysoperla carnea is the source of this 1255-nucleotide messenger RNA. Its product is annotated as zinc finger protein 271-like. Gene Ontology annotation, biological process: regulation of transcription by RNA polymerase II; central nervous system development. The record is from RefSeq and is a predicted model, not a curated record. Bases 17 to 1255 code for a protein of 412 amino acids. Gene Ontology annotation, molecular function: RNA polymerase II cis-regulatory region sequence-specific DNA binding; DNA-binding transcription factor activity, RNA polymerase II-specific. NCBI's taxonomy places the organism in Eukaryota, Metazoa, Arthropoda, Insecta, Neuroptera, Chrysopidae. Gene Ontology annotation, cellular component: nucleus. The transcript has a single exon.
CAGAAUUAAUGAUAUAAUGGAAGAAAAAAUACUUAACAACAGCAGUAUUAGUGUUAAAAAUGAACCUAUUCAUGAAAGUGAAAAACCCGCGAUUAAUUAUGAAAAUAUUAAACUUGGAAAUCAAAUACAUACAGAAUUAAUAAUCAAAAAUGAAAUAUUAGAAGAUAAUUUUACGAUGGAAGAUGAACGAAUUCAAGAUAAAAUAUUAGAAGACAGUAGAAGUGAUAUAAUGGAAGAAAAAAUACUUAACAACAGCAGUGUUAGUGUUAAAUAUGAACCUAUUCAUGAAAGUGAAAAACAAUUACCCGUGAUUAAUUUUGAAAAUAUUAAACUUGAAAAUAAAAUACAUACAGAAUUAAUUAUCAAAAAUGAAAUAUUAGAAGAUAAUUUUACAAUGGAAGAUGAACGAAUUCAAGAUAAAAUACCAGAAGACGAACCCGUUCUAGAAAAUGAAAAAGUAUCACAUCGGAUUCAUAUCGAAGAUGGAGAUAAACAAUUUUUAUGUGAUAUUUGUAAUAAAGCAUAUACUACUAAACCCGGUUUAGUUAUACAUAAACGAAUUCAUAGUGGAAAAAAACCAUAUUCGUGUGAUAUUUGUGAUAAAACAUUUAAUACACCAAGCCUUUUAGUUAUACAUAAACGGAUUCAUAGCGGAGAAAAACCAUUUUCAUGUAAUAUUUGUAAUAAAUCAUUUAAGAACCAAUAUGAUUUAGCUCGACAUAAACUAAUUCAUAGUGGAGAAAAACCAUUUGCAUGUGAUAUUUGUAAUAAAACAUUUAACCAGCGCAGUAAUCUAAUUCAACAUAAACGGAUUCAUAACAAAAAAAAAUCAUUUCCAUGCGAUAUUUGUCAGGAAGUAUGUACGACUAAAACCGGUUUAAUUAUCCAUAAACGAAGUCAUAGUCGAGAAAAACCAUAUUCGUGUGAUAUUUGUAAUAAAACAUUUCAAACACCAAGCUCUUUAGUUACACAUAAACGGAUGCAUAGUGGUGAAAAACCAUUUGUAUGUGAUAUCUGUAAUAAAACAUUUAGCCAACAUAGUAAUUUAAUUCAACAUAAACGGAUUCAUAGCGGAGAGAAACCAUUUUCAUGUGAUUUUUGUAAAAAAUCAUUUAAUAGACAAAAUCAUUUGGUUAAUCAUAAACGAAUUCAUAGUGGAGAAAAACCAUUUUCAUGUGAUAUUUGUAAGGAAGCAUUUGCUUUUAAAACUGGUUUAGAUAAGCAUAAACGAACUAAACAUUUUUGUAAUUCUUAG